AUGGCUGAUGAGUGCGAGCUUGGGUUCAGAGACACCAAUGAGAGCAUCACUGCUGAUCCUAGUAAGGACCUAUACAAGGCGAUGUAUGAGUGGAUCGACCUAAACCAAGAUGUCUUUGUAUCGAGAUUGGCCGAAGCUGUUGCUAUUCCCAGUGUCUCUGGCGACCCUACUUUACGCCCUAGGGUUCUCCAAACGGUAGCUUGGGCGACUAAAUGGUGUGAAUCUCUUGGAGGGGUUACGGAGCCUGUUGAUCUAGGUCUGCAGACUCUCCCUGAUGGUAGCCGUAUCGUUCGCCCUCCGGCCCUGUUCGCCACUUUCGAGUCGACCUUGCCUGGUGUCCCUACCUUGUGCGUGUAUGGUCAUCUAGACGUGCAGCCGGCUAGCAAGGAGGACGG
This is a messenger RNA of Perkinsus marinus ATCC 50983, 395 nucleotides long. RefSeq names its product glutamate carboxypeptidase, putative. The record is from RefSeq and is a predicted model, not a curated record. The transcript is spliced from 5 exons. Gene Ontology annotation, molecular function: peptidase activity. Gene Ontology annotation, biological process: proteolysis. Lineage: Eukaryota; Perkinsozoa; Perkinsida; Perkinsidae. The annotation marks the transcript as partial.